AUGGUGACAGCAGGAGUAGUGGUGGCAGUGCUGCUGGAAGAGACGAUGAUGUUGGCAGGGAUGAGACUGAAAUCGAUUGGGGCUUUUUGUUGCUUCGAAGGAGUAGCUAUAGUGGUUGUUGGAGCAGCAGCGAAUAGUUGGAGAGGGGGUGGGGAGAGCAUCAUACAUAUACCGUCGGUACCGUGGAUAAUGGCUGUAUCUCGAAAAGGAGCAGUAAUUACAUGA
Messenger RNA from Brugia malayi, 225 nucleotides. RefSeq lists its product as uncharacterized. The record is from RefSeq and is a predicted model, not a curated record. The transcript is spliced from 2 exons. NCBI's taxonomy places the organism in Eukaryota, Metazoa, Nematoda, Chromadorea, Rhabditida, Onchocercidae. The coding region runs from base 1 to 225 and encodes 74 amino acids.